GGCAGACAUUUCAAUCAGCCAGGGCACAGACAAAACCAUCGUGCUAAUAGGAAGGAAUGUGCAGCGUGAAGGCUGAAUGUAGCUGAGCUGUUCACCUGGAGAAGCAGCUGGGAAGGUUGGAGCGCAAAGAUCUGUGGAAACACGAGCUAAGGUGCAAAGAUCGGCUCUAAGGAACCUAACAGGCAAUGGAUCCCGCACCCGUCCGGCUGGAUGUUUCAGAGGCCCCCGAAGACGAUGAGCUUCUGGCUAGGAAACAGUCGAGCAUGCUUGAGCGGCUUGCCGCCAAGGCUGCACAGCGAACAGAGGAAGCUCUUAAGAAGCGGACCGACGUUGCGGAGGGGGCGGCUCCAGGGGAAUCCGUGCAGCAAUUCCUGGACUCCUUUGGGCAUCAAAUGGAGGACGUUGAGAAGCGGCUGGAAUCGUUGAGCGGUCAGGGGGAGGGGGAGGUCUCCACGUCAGAGUUGGACCAACUAGCGGCGGAGAUACAGAGCUUAGAAAAGUCGGUGUCGGACGCCGUGUACUUCCUACCCUCGUACGAAGUGAGGGCCUCGCAGGGGGCGCUGAUUCAGAUGCGGGGCCGAUUGGAGGCGCUCCGCGCCAAGAUUGUCCCAAAACGAAAGUUCUCGUUUGGCGCCAAGAAGAAGGAGAAGGAGUCGACUGCGAAGGGUAAACCCCUGACAGACGAAGAUGGGGGUGCAAAGCGGACUUUUGGGAUGGGGAACGGAAAGGGAGGAACGGAAGGGGUAGAACAAGGAACAAACGUUUCAAGAGGGCCUGGGAUAAGAAGCAAGAAAGGGGAGACCGUCGUUGAGCAAUUCCCCUGUAUCGAGAUCUGCCAGGAGGCUUGCUCGAGCCGUCCCUUUGCAAUAACCAUAAUGAAUGCAUCUCUGGUCGUCCCUUCUUUGCGUCAGUAG
Molecule: messenger RNA, 914 nt
Organism: Klebsormidium nitens
Lineage: Eukaryota; Viridiplantae; Streptophyta; Klebsormidiophyceae; Klebsormidiales; Klebsormidiaceae
Source: the annotation of a GenBank genome assembly